AAAUUCCUGAUACGAUUACUUAUACCACUAAAAUAAGUGAAAUUCAUGUGCAAAGCGUGUAAUUGAAAAUCAAUAUUGUUUUCCGUUUCCGUUGAAUAUUCUCGAGAAAAAUGAAGACUUUAUGUUUUAUAAACGUAUUUAUUUAUUUUAUACUUUAUAUUCAUGCGAUUGACAUUGCAACUCAUAUACCGCAACAAGUGGAAAAAGUUCUGAACGAAACUCGAAGGAUUAUAAAUGGCGAAGAAGUAAGGGAAGGCAGAUCGUACAUGGUAUACCUCAAAUUACCACGUAGCAAUAAGAAAACACCCAAUUAUCGUUCAUGGCUAUGCGGAGGAGUGAUAGUCCACGAAGAGUACAUACUGACAUCAGCAGCAUGUAUUCAAGACGCUGAACACUUCUAUGUCGUGUCUGGAACAUACAAGUAUUCCGAUGAAGAUGACAGAUAUAACAAUCCUUGCAUCAAAAAUGGCGCAAAGAAAGCUAUAUGGAAGUGCGUUCCAAAGAAUUACGUAUUUGAUGGUCACGAAAACGACAAUAUUAGGUGGAUGAAUAACGAUAUCGCUGUUGUUAAAAUAGAAGAUGGCUUCGACUUUAAUCGUCGAGUCAGAGGAUGUGAAUUUGUGCCGAAACCAAUUAGCUAUAACAAUCAAAGUAAAACGUUAGAAAAUCCAGGCACCGUUGUCACUAUCGCUGGUUGGGGUACCACGUCUCGAUAUAACGAUUGGGUGAGCAGGCGAAAAGAUAACCAGCAGAAUCUUCUAGAAGCGCACGUCGAAAUUAUACCGAAGAAUAGAUGCAAACGUCGCUGGGGCUCGAGAUAUCACAAUAUCAUCGACAAUUAUAUGAUAUGCACUAAGGAUAUAGGACAGACUAUGUCUGAGAUUUGUAACGAGAAAUACGUUGACUGUCAAGACAUUAGUUAUUCUGACGAAGAUGAUGCGAGACGAGAAUUCAAAACACCAAAGUACGAAAAAGUUCCAACUAAUCUUGUUAUGCAUUCAGCUUAUAACGAGUCUAGACGAUACGAUACUCAACCUGAUGGAGGUUUUUGUGAAAACGAUCACGGUGGUCCGCUCGUAUACGGCAGCGGAAUGAACUCCAUCGUUAUUGGUAUCAUAUCCGCCUGCCUCGUCAAAGAACGCUCAAAUAAAUGCUAUGGUCCUUUUCUCUACACCAGCUUGUACAAGAACCGACAAUUCAUCUCUUGCGCUAUUUAUAAAGACGUAGAACCAAAAUGCAGAAGACAAUUUAGAUCAGGGAUCACUCACGUUGAAAAAAUAUUGUCUUGGAAAAAUCAUCCGGAUGGACCAGCUAAAAAUGAACUAAACGUAAAAUCAACUGCGCAUGUAGUUCAAAGAGCAAAUGAAGAUACAGAUAUUGAUACGGACAAAGUAUUUUCCGAUAGAGGUUAUAUUCAACGAGCUGAAAAGAAUUUAAAAGAUCCCAACAUCAAUAUUACUAAAAAAUCGAUGUAAAUGUUUAUAAGCUUUCAAAUAAAGAAUCUUCAAUGUUA
Molecule: messenger RNA, 1513 nt
Organism: Nymphalis io (European peacock)
Lineage: Eukaryota; Metazoa; Arthropoda; Insecta; Lepidoptera; Nymphalidae
Exons: 10
Coding region: 111-1475 (454 amino acids)
Biological process (GO): proteolysis
Molecular function (GO): serine-type endopeptidase activity
Source: RefSeq, a predicted model, not a curated record